AUGUCGAAAACAUCAGGAGACAAGUCGAAACCACCACCUUCGUCACCCGUCUCCCGAGCAACGCUUCUCUCCCCUUUCCUCUUACUAGCCUUCAUCUUCUCCAUCGUGGUAUUCUACUUCAUCGACUUCAGCUGGUAUGUUUCCCGCGUGCAAGAUCACGAACAUAGCGAUACGAGCCAAAAAAUAUCAACACCUGAGAAGAGGAGAGAAAGGUUGCCUUUCGCCAUUGGAGAAGGUAACAACGGGUGCGAUUUAUUCAGCGGACGGUGGGUACGUGACUAUGGCCGGCCGUUGUACGAGGAAUGGGAGUGUCCGUACCUUGAGCCGCAGACGACAUGCCUAGAACACGGCCGGCCUGAAAAGGACUAUCAGUAUUGGAGGUGGCAGCCUGAUGGAUGUUCCAUUCCCAGUUUUAAUGCGACAUUAAUGCUUGAAGGGCUUAGAGGGAAGAGAACAAUGUUCAUUGGCGAUUCUCUAAAUCGAGGACAAUUUACCUCCCUCAUUUGUCUUCUUCAAAGAAUCAUCCCUCCACAUGCUAAAUCCAUGCAAACUUUCGGCUCCCUCACUGUUUUUACAGCCAAGGAAUACAACGCUACAAUCGAGUUCUACUGGGCGCCGUUUUUACUGGAAUCCAAUGCAGAUAAUCCCUUCAAACACAGGGUGAGCGACAGGAUUAUUCGGAAUGGAUCGGUAGACAAACAUGGAGAGCACUGGAAAGGAGCGGACAUACUUGUCUUCAACUCUUAUAUUUGGUGGAUAUCAGGAUUGAGGAUAUUAUUGCAAGGAUCUUUUGAAGAUGAAGUGAAAGAGAUUGCAGAUAUAACAAGGGAAGAUGGUUAUCAUAUUGCCAUGAAGAGCUUAGUGAAAUGGAUAAAUACGAACGUUGAUCCUCAAAAAUCUCGAGUCUUUUUCAUCAGCAUGUCACCUACACAUCAACGGAGCUACAAGUGGGGAGGUGAUCAAAAUGGAAAUUGCUACAACGAGACAACCAUGAUAGAAGAUCCAACCUUCUUCGGAGCUAAAAAGAGUUUAAUGCAGGUGAUUACUGAAGAACUCAGCAAAUCAACGAUUCCCAUUACAUUCAUCAACAUCACACAACUCUCGAGCCCUAGAAAGGACGCACACACUUCAAUCUACAAGAAGCAGUGGGUCCCUCUAACUGAGAAGCAGCUCUCAGAUCCCCAAAGCUACGCUGAUUGCAUACACUGGUGCCUACCAGGCCUCCAAGAUAUUUGGAACGAGCUUUUGUUCUCCAAGCUUUUCUAUCCCUGA
This is a messenger RNA of Sesamum indicum (sesame), 1272 nucleotides long. Lineage: Eukaryota; Viridiplantae; Streptophyta; Magnoliopsida; Lamiales; Pedaliaceae. The record is from RefSeq and is a predicted model, not a curated record.